AUGUCAAAGCACGACUCAAUUCCAUGGGUAGAAAAGUAUCGCCCACAGAAGUUAGAAGAAAUAGUUGGAAAUGAGGAAAUUGUUCAGUCUCUGGGAUUUUUCGUCGAGAAAGGAAAUCCGCCUCAUUUUAUCAUGUCGGGACCACCUGGCUGUGGGAAAACGACGGCUAUUUGGGCAAUGGCACGAGAAUCACUAGGGGAACACGUGAAGAACGGCGUACUCGAAUUGAAUGCUUCUGAUGAUCGGUGA
Messenger RNA from Haemonchus placei, 249 nucleotides. Lineage: Eukaryota; Metazoa; Nematoda; Chromadorea; Rhabditida; Trichostrongylidae. The record is from the annotation of a GenBank genome assembly.